CAUUGCCGUUCGUCUCUUCAUGCGUAUAUAAAGUCAAGUCACACGAGUGAUGUCCGUACAAUCAUAUACAUCAGACUGCGAAUAACACGUGUUAGCCAUGAAACUCGCAGUGUUUUGCCUGUUGGCCAUUAUUUCUGUUGUUUACGCGGAGGAAACAACAUACACUGAUAAAUUUGACAACAUAGAUAUAGAUCAGAUUAUUCGGAAUGAGCGAUUGUUGAAGCGAUAUGUCGAUUGUAUGCUAGACAAGCCCGACAUUAGAUGCCCUCCCGAAGCUAUUGAAUUGAGGAAAAACAUAGACGAGGCGCUAGAAAAUGACUGUGCAAAAUGUACGAACAAACAGAAAGAGAUAACAGAGAAGGUGAUAAAUCAUCUAGUGAGAAAUAAGAAAGAUUGGUGGGAUCUAUUGAAGGUGAAAUACGAUCCGGAAGAGAAAUUCUCGAAGAAAUAUGAGGAAGCGGCCAAGAACGAAAACAUCAAGAUUUCAAAAUUGUCUUUUCUGUUUCUCGAAAUAGUCAUAGAGAACUCAAAGCAGAUACUUGCAGAAUCUGUGAACUUAACCGUGAGAUAUUUAAUUCCUUCUCUACCUAGCGUGACCAAGUCUGCGUCUCAGGCUCUCGUUGUAGAGAUACAAUACACGCCUUUUCUCGCGUUUCCUGUAGAAGAACGAGCAGAUUACGCGUCGCAGCCGUUGCGUGUAAGCGGCGGUGAACAACAACAUCCAAAUAGCCAGAUAGAGCGAAUAGAUCUUGAGGAUCAUGUAAUUCGGAGCAACGCAUCGAUCUUAUCCGGUACGAUGAGAUAUCUAGUCGUCGUCUUUAUCACCGUGUGUGUCCUUUCAUCCUCUUCCGUUUUUGCCGAAGAGAUGUACACCACGAAAUUCGACAAUGUAGACGUGGACGCGAUAUUAAGCAAUGACAGACUAUUAAACGGAUACGUGGGUUGCCUGCUUGAUAAGAAUCCUUGCACUCCAGACGCAUCGGAACUCAAAAAGAAUUUACCGGAUGCAUUGGAGCACGAUUGCGCCGGUUGUAGUGAGGCACAAAAGAAUAUGGCCGACAAGCUCUCUCAUCAUCUAAUCGACAACAAACCGGACGACUGGAAAUUAUUGGAGGACAAAUAUGAUCCUACUGGAGCAUACCGACGGCGUUAUCUGGAGAACAAAUCCGGGGAUGGAGGCAGACUCGAUUAAGAUCAUUCUCUACGC
This is a messenger RNA of Acromyrmex echinatior (Panamanian leafcutter ant), 1207 nucleotides long. Its product is annotated as chemosensory protein 4. Lineage: Eukaryota; Metazoa; Arthropoda; Insecta; Hymenoptera; Formicidae. The record is from RefSeq and is a predicted model, not a curated record.